This is a messenger RNA of Megachile rotundata (alfalfa leafcutting bee), 1727 nucleotides long. RefSeq names its product trafficking protein particle complex subunit 13. Gene Ontology annotation, cellular component: TRAPPIII protein complex. The record is from RefSeq and is a predicted model, not a curated record. NCBI's taxonomy places the organism in Eukaryota, Metazoa, Arthropoda, Insecta, Hymenoptera, Megachilidae.
UCUUUAAAUGAAAAUUUGUAAUUUUGUCAAAGAUAAUCAAGCUUGUUUUGGAGUUUAUUUUCUCAAAUUUUCUGCCCACCGAGUAUAUAUGCUUGGUGUCAUGAAAGUCGCAGACAUUUGCACGUUGUCCUUAGUUAUGAAGUAUGCUCACAUGCGCAAAACCAACAAAAAUUGGUUAGACAGCAAAUAUGUUUUCCCCAAAUAGAGCAUAUUCACAAUAAUCAUUUCUAAGUUUAUAAAAAAGAAAGUUAUGAGAAAACUGUUUUAAAUUAUUUUAGAAAGAAUGUAACUUGAUAAUUAGUAUUUUUGUAUUCAAUAAUUAAUUGGUUCAGUCGAAUCGAAUAGAAUGUUACGUGCUCCAUAGGUUAUACUUCUUAAGAAGCAUUUGAUGUCAAUAGUUUUUAUCUAAUUUCAAUACAAAUUUAUUUUUUAAGCUUUGUCUUUUAUUAAUCUUCUGUAAUCUACAUAAAUGGAAACUAAACCGAAAAGUGAACAUUUGUUAGAAUUAAAAGUGAUGAGAUUAACAAGACCCACACUUGCAAGUCCAGUAGUUGUCACAUGUGAUUCAACAGAUCUUCCUGGUAACACAUUAAACAAUGAGCUUAAAAAUGAUUGUACUGCUUUACAAGGAAUGGAAACUCUUGCAGUAGGACAGUUUAUGGUGUUACCACAAAGUUUUGGGAACAUUUACUUAGGUGAAAUAUUUUCAAGUUAUCUUUGUGUACAUAAUGGUAGCAGUCAGUUGGUAAAAAAUGUUACCGUAAGAGCUGAUUUACAAACAAGCACCCAAAUUAUUUCUCUUUGUGGUAGUAGUGGAGAAAUGAAAGAUUUGGCACCUGAUAAUACAGUUGAUGAAGUAAUACACCAUGAAGUGAAAGAAAUAGGAACACAUAUAUUGGUGUGUGAAGUAACUUACACAUCUACAAAUUUAGGUGGCACAUCACAAUCAUUCAGAAAAUAUUUUAAAUUUCAAGUAGUCAAACCAUUAGAUGUAAAAACAAAGUUUUAUAAUGCAGAGUCAGAUGAAGUAUACUUAGAAGCACAGAUACAGAAUCUCACAGCGGGUCCAAUAUGUUUAGAAAAAGUUGCGCUUGAAUCAUCUCAUUUAUUUAGUGUAUCAACAUUAAAUACAAAUGAAAAAGGUGAAUCUAUUUAUGGGUUAGUUAAUUUAUUAGAUACUGAUUGCAGCAGGCAAUACCUGUAUUGUUUAAAACCACAAUUAAGUUUAUUGAAAGACCCAAAAAUGAUGCACAAUGCAACUAAUAUUGGUAAAUUAGAUAUUGUAUGGAGAAGUAAUUUAGGGGAAAGGGGAAGAUUACAAACAAGUCAGUUACAAAGAAUGGCACCUGAAUAUGGUGAUAUAAGGGUUACUAUGAAAGAUAUUCCUUUAACAGUUUAUCUUGAACAAUCGGUUAAUUUUAAUUGCCACAUAAUUAAUACGUCGGAAAGAAGCAUGGAUUUGAUGUUAAGUUUGGAAUCAAAUAAUUCCAUAGCAUGGUGUGGUAUAUCUAAUACAACAAUAGGAACAUUAAAACCUGGAAUAUCAAUAGAUAUUCCUUUAUGCUUAAUUGCAUUACGUAGUGGUAUUAUUACUAUUUCAGGAUUAAAAUUAGUGGAUACAUUUUUGAAGAGGGUAUAUGAUUAUGACAAUUUAGCGCAGAUAUUUGUUAGUCAAAAAGACUAAUUUAUUAUUUAAUAAAUUAAUAAAGUAUAUUUAUUGAAUUCUU